Messenger RNA from Apis cerana (Asiatic honeybee), 7116 nucleotides. Its product is annotated as coiled-coil domain-containing protein 112. The record is from RefSeq and is a predicted model, not a curated record. NCBI's taxonomy places the organism in Eukaryota, Metazoa, Arthropoda, Insecta, Hymenoptera, Apidae.
AUAAGAGUUGAUCGCUAGUGCCAUCUUUCGGAUGAUAACAACUUCUUUGAAAGCAAGAUAAAGUAGAACAAGAAUUGAAGAUCAGCAUCAUCUUUUGUGUACUUCUCUUUGUAACAAAAAAAUGUGUCUUUUGAUAUCUAAGAGACGGCGUUGAUCCUUAAUCCAUUUUAUCUUACCUAUUUUUAAAGUAAAAAUUGACCAUCUUGUUUAUAAAGAAAUAUCUUUAUCAUCCGAAAGAUGGCACUAGCGAUCAACUCUUAUUCUAUCUCUAUCCUUUUCCUACCAUUUUUUUUCUUUGUCUACAUUUGUUCUAGCUAAGACAUUCAACAGAUGGCGCUGAUUUCCUAAUUUUUACUCUAUCUCUGUCCUUUUCUUAUUAUUUGCUUUCUUUGUCUAUACUUUUGGCGCGUGAUUACAAACGCGAUAUGGGAUAUCGAAAAAGAUUUAAAGUAAAGGAAAAAAAAAAUAUAUUAAACAAUGAAUUUAUUCUAUAACAUUUUGUACUAAUAAUUAUUAAUAAUUAAAUAAUAAAAUAACAUAAUUAGUUUUCAUUUUAUUAGCAUAAAAUACUAUAGUUUUUAUGCUAAUAAUAAAAAAUAAUUAAAUGCACAUUAUUGAUUUUAACAUAUAAUAAUAAUGAUAUAUUUGGAUUGAAAACAAGUGUUCUGUAUCAACUUAAUAAUAUAUCGAUGUAUAUCAAAUAUAUGAUACAACGUUUCAUAAGAAACGUAUAUUACAUACUUGUUAUAUUUUUUAUUAAAAAUAAACGUAUUAAUUACAGCUAGUAACCUUUAAAAUUUUUCAUUCGAACGACAGGUGCAACAAAUAUAUGGGGUUGCGUUAUGGGGAAUUACUAUGGAAACCUAUAGAAUGCUCUACAGUUGACUAAUGGAAAUUGAACUUUGCUGCACGUACUUUGACGUUAAACGUCGAACUCAAAGGGUUAUUGAAACCAAUUUCUCGUCUAAUUAGCGACAAUUUACGGAUAAUUAAUUACGCCGAUGUGCGCCAAUAGCGAUAAUAGUGUUAAAACAAGGAAUGAUACGUCGAAGAAGAAAGUGGUAUCCGCACAAAAUUUAUUUAUGAAACCAUUAUUGAGGUUGAAACAGCAAGAACAUAUUCUUGAUAAAGGAUUAAUUAGCGCAAUUAAAAAUAUGAAAAUAGACUCGAAUUUAUUACAAGAUAUCACGCACCAACAUACAGAGUUGUCCUUAAGAAGACACAAUUAUUUAGAUACAAUGUAUAAAAAUAUAGAAAAUAUUAUUUCCGAUUUGGAUUCUGUAAAAAAUAUCGUUAAAAAUCCGGAAGAAAUUAAGAAAUUAGAUGUAAAAAUGUACAAAUCAAAAUUGAUCAAACUUUCGCAAAAUAUGCAGGAUUUCAAAAAAUCUUAUCCCAUUCAAACUUUAAAAGAGGAAGGGGAUGCUUUAAAUUCUGAAUUUCAAGAAUGUAACUUCAAUUUGGAUAAAUAUGAGAAGGCGCAGAAGAAAAAUGCAACACGCACUCCACUGUUGUGUAAAACUAAAACGGAAAAUAAAAAGGAAAAAAUCGAAUUUAAAGACGUGGAUGAUUUUCAUGACCUUGUUGCGAUAACAGGUCACACGGAAAAUUGGACGUUGGAUGAUCACUUGUUUUUUUUAAAAAUGAGGAAAAAGUGCAAAAGCAUUCCAACUCUUGUUACAACGAUUCAAAAAAAGUGUCCAGAUUUAACGGCUGAAAGCAUAGUGAAUCACGAGGCAUGGUACAAACAUUACGAAGAUUUGCGUGAAAGACAAAGGAUGGCGGUGAAGGAAUGGCGUCGACAAAAAGAAUUAGAGAAAAAAACAAAUAUCGAUGAAAUUGGGAAAGAAAUUGAGCAUUGGCACGAAAAGGAAGAUUUCCAAAACGAAAUUGUCGAAGAGAAAACGAUAAAAGUUUUUAAAAAGACAAGUCAUUCGGAAACUAACAGCAGUGCAAGUUCGAAUAAUAACAAUGAGAAAAAAGAAUUGAUUAAAAAGUGGAAAAUUGAGAAGGAAAAUAAACGUUUUAUGGAUGAAGAACAGAUGAAAGUGCAAAUGAAGUUGAAGAAAGAAAGGGAAGAAAAUAAAAGAAAGAAACGUCAAGAGAAGAUUCAGGAAUCUUUGGAAGAAUACAAAAAGAAAAAAUCAAUGGAAAAUACUUUGAAAGAAAUGAACAAAGUUUACAAAGAGAAAUGUAAAUAUAACACAAUUUUGAUUAGAGCGUUUAGGGAGCAGGAUAAAGAAUAUACUGAGAAAAGGAAAAAUUUGAUUCUACGUUCAAAGAAGCCAAAGAAAAGCGACUUGGUGGAUGUAAAAAGGGUGGAACUCGUUGAAACGCGAAAUUAUUCGACAUUGUUAAAUAGCACGAAGGUUUGGAGGGAGAAAUGUAAAAUCGACGAUUCGACAAAACAUAUCAACGAAUUUCGAUAUAUCAAGGAUAUCCCAAAAAUGUGUAUCCGAUGGAGGAACGAAGAAUCGGAGGAUCUAAAAGUCUAAUAAGAAAUAUACCGAUUAAAAAAUGUAAAAGACAUUAGUAUAAAUGAUCGUACGUAUUAUCGUAUAUGCCUAAUUUAUUGUACUCGUAAAAGUUUUAUCAUUUUUAUGGAUAACACGCUAACGCGACUCAAAGUACGUAUAAAUAUACAAUUUCUUUUUCACACGUGAAUUUUACAGAAUUUUUCUUUAAUUUUAAUUUUUUUCUAAAACAAUAUUCAACGAUAAUCAUGCAAUUGAUCGAACGCAACUUAAAAAUUACCUAAUUCCCUGUUUAAUCAAAAAUACAAUCGUUAUUAUUUCCUUUUUUUUCUCUCUUUUCUUUUUUCUUUUUUUUUUUUUUCCCUUCAAUCAAUCAAUGCUUGGAUAUACAGGUAUUCAAGAGAAUUGAAGAGGAAAAUUAUUACAGCUAAAAAAUAUACGAUAUGUUUUUUUACUCCUCCGCUCGUUUAUACCAUAACUUCAAUAAAUUAAUUAAAUCGAACAGAGCAUACUCUUAGAGCAGCAAAUAUUUAACACAAUUACUGCAUAAUAAUUUAUAUAUUAGUCAAUUAUAUUUGAAAGUAUUUAUUUACAGUAAUUGUACUUACUUCCUGUUCGAAUAUCCCCAAACUCUUCGGAACUCAUUCUUCACUAGAGGCGAACGAAAUCUCGGUGUCUGUUUUUGUACUUCGUUUCCGAAUUGGUAUACUAAAAGUAUUCUCCUAUAAUAGUAACAGUCUUCCAUGAGAAAGUAUCCACGAAACGCGACAGUUCGACCAAAUUUGAUGGAGCUAAACCAUGAGACCGUGUCUCGUGGUUGAUCCAUUUUUUUUUUUUUUUAAUAUUAAUUAUUAUACUUCGAGAUUGUUACUAUCCAUCACUCUGUUAUUUACAAUCUUCGCUAAAAUCUUCGAAUUACAAAUAAUCCAUAUUACUUGUCGUCUAUUGCCACGGAGGAAAUUCGUACGAUAGAAACUCGCCAUAAUAUUGGCUAUACAAAUUGAUCUGUUCUGAAAAUUAUACAAGAUUAUUGGAUUCAUUUUGAAAACGCGGCCUCAGCACAACACGACGCAACUUUAUCAAACUUGUUAAAAAAUUUUAUACAGAUCUCUUUUUAUUUAUUUUUUCUUUCUUUCUUUCUUUUAACUUUAAUUUUGAAAUAUAAUUUUUCAAUUGUAAAAAAAAAAAAAAAUCAAUUGAAAAGUAGACGCCAUAUUGAACGAGUGCGCUCGUCAAAAUGAGAUGAAAGGGCAAGUGGAAAUGAACGAAACCGAUUGAUAUAUACUUAUGUUUAUUUUUCUUUUACGAACGUAUCGGUUUUCUUCAGACGAUGUACAUAAUAAGUUAUGAGUAAAAGAGUGUUGGUUUUAUCCAAGACCGUUCAUUUUAUUCGCCUGUAUUCAAAGUGGACUAUUAAUAAUUAAUUCCCCCCUAAACCCCAUGUUACCUGAGCGUGAAUGUGUGUAUGUGUGUGUGUGUGUUUUGUGUGUGUAUGGGUAUAUCGAAUGCAAAUAAACGGGCACAAAAGAUCGGAGAAAAAGAACGAAGAGAGGAAAAAAUUAAACAAAUACGUACAAGGGACGAAAAUUAUGACUCAGUCCAGCCAUGGAUAAUACCAAUUCUCAACGAUUUUACUCAAAUAUAUAAUAUACUUUCUAUUAACCUUUUGUUCGUUAAUUCGAUAUUCUUUUUUGUAGAUUUUUUUUUUCUUCUUUCCUUUUCGUCUUUCGUUAGAUUACCAAAUACAAAAACAUAGGUGAUACAAUAUAUAUAUUUAUAUAUAUAUGUAUUUAUAUAUAUAUAUAUAAUAUGUAUAAUGUUAUAAUACAAAUGUGCCUCGUACUGUGCUGAGUACGAUAGAUCGAUCAGAAUCGACGAGUGUCUAUAAUUCAUUUUUAUUUUUUUUUUUUUUUUUUUUUGUCCACCUAUUUAUCUUUAUUUCCUGUCCACAACUUCCGCUUCCUCUCCAUCUUUCUCGCGAAACUUUACAAUUCACAAUCAUCCUAUCUUCCAUUCACAUCCUCGCGGGCAUACCGAUACGAGUUAAACGCCACACCAUAGCAAUAUUAAAUAUCUUCAUCGAUUUCCCUCCCUUCGAGCUAUGUAUAUAUACACAUAUAUCAAUUUAUAUAUGUAUAUAUGCACAAAGAAAUAUAACCGUUUAGAAUUCUUCUCUCUUUAAUAAUGCAUAUCAUUUCUCUAGAAGUUUAUUACAACGAACAAUAAAAUGUUUAAUGAAACGUUCCAUCUUCCUGACUCGUUCAACCAUAUGAUCACUCACCCCCAUCUUGUUCCACUUUGCUACGCACACGUACAUAGAUACAUACUCACUCGCGCACACAUUCACACAUACACUUGUUCUUAUUCAUCCUUUCGUUCUCGUAUCAUCCUCCAUCGAAACAAGGACUGCCAGACGAUUCGACACUGUUUUCUUCCACACUGUUCGCCAUUUUCUUCUUCAUAAUUCUUCAUCUUUCCCCUCCCCCCCUUUUUUAUAAUAAAUAUGUACACACCUUGAACAUUUGUACAAGUUUAAAGAUCUUCUCAUUCAGCCUUUUACUAUUAGUUUAUUCCUCCCUCCCCCUUCUCCUUCUAACAAUAUUUAUCAUCGUUAACCUCAAACGCGAUAUCUUAUCCUCCAUCUUCUUUUAUCCUAUUACUUUCUUUUCUUUCUCUUGCGUAACUAUAUAGGCGCAACAGGUGUGUAUUCGAUCCUUUUCUUUUCCUUUUCUUCGCCUCGAACGAUCAAACAGUCAGGAUCGAUCGAUAAUUCCGUUUGCAACGAACGACUCUUGUCCUAGCGAUCGAAAAAUGUGCGUGUCCCUUUUCUCUCUUGAACUGUCCGAGAAACAGCGUCGUUUACGGCGUACGCGAUUUCACAGACUUCAACACUCGUCACGGAUAGUCUACUACGAGUUUCUCUAAUUUCUAGCAUUGCACACGGUUCGGGGACGGUAAUGAAUCGGACUCGGUAUCCUCUAGAUUGAGAUCAAUCCUCGUCAGAUGAAGAAUCGCGUCGUUCAAAGAAGGCUUCAAGACAAAAGGGAACGCGAUCGAUAAAAGCGAUUCGUAUAAUUUUCUAGAAUCAAUAUGAUAUCGAUGUCAGAAUUUUUUUUUUUUUCUUUUCUUUUUUUUUUUUUUUUUUACAAAAUUUUUAAUCGAAUCGAUUUUUUGGAGGUUUCUAAGGAUUCACGACGAUUUUCGAGAACGUUUUAUUAAUCUAGAAGCAAGAAAUGUACACGGAUUAAAUCAACCUUUCUUUCUUUCUAUAUGAUUAAAUCGAUAAUCAAAUGAAAUCGUGUUAUUUUUGUAAACUAAAUAUAAAUUGUAUUGGAUAUUAAACGGAAAGAAAAUAUAAUUUAUUAUCGAAAUUGGAAUCCACGUAUAUUUCUUGCGAGAUGAGACUCUUAAUAACUAAUCGAAUGAAUUCCAUACUUCUUUUGCUGCCAGAUUUAUUGAUGAGAUAUAGAUGAAUGUACAUCUGGACCCCAAUAGAGUGCUACUUUAAAUCGAGAUUAAAACGAAAGAAGCGUUUAUCAUCCUAGAUCAUUUUGUUUGCGUUCGUUCAUCGACGGUUUCACGGUUUCUAACCUCAAUAGAUCCGUUGAACAACCAGCGAUUUUUUUUUCCUUUUGUAAUCAUUUUUAUUUUCUUCCCAUAAGAAAUAAACGACCAACUGUAAAUGCAAUAAUGAUUGACGAUGAUCGUAAAAUGGUAACGUUCUCGCAGGACGAAAAAGAUGAUUCACGUUUAAAGUAAAAACCUUAUAUCUUUCCAUCCAUGUUUGUCGCAGUCUUUCGAUCACCAGCCAAGGCUUUCGGUUCACGCAGUCAUUCUUCGAUCAAUUCACUCGUUUCCUCCGUGUUUCAACUAACCUCGACGGGACACAAACGUAUCAAGCUAGCGUUCUAAAGAAUGUGGACGAUGAUAUCGCAUGAUUUCGCUUUCACUGAAACAUCAUAUGUAAUGUGGUCUACACCGUUAAAUAUCUCAUUUCCAUUUUAACCAAGUUAUAUAUAAACUUGGAACGUAUAUACGUGUGCAUGAUAAAUGUUAUAUUCGACUAUCCAGGACAACGAGUAACCUCAAAUUACUUGUUCCGAUAGAAUGUUUAUCGAUGAUGACCGAUGGAUUUUCUAUAAACGUAUAAAAAAGACGAAUUAUAUCGCGAUGAAAAGAGCGAUGCACGCAUCCCUGCUUCAAUAUUAAAGAUCACAGCUGUAUCUCGAUCGAUUUUUGAAUCGGGGACACGAUGAAAAUGUUUAUACGCGAAUUUCACACUACAAUCAUGAUGCUCGGUCCUAGACAGUCAAAACGGCAUAUAGCGCCAUCACGAAGGAAACGAGUAAUUAAAGAACUGCAUGAUCCGUCGAAGAUCUCGCGUUACUCUCUCAACCACGAGUUUUUUUUUCACAGGUUUUUCCUUCUCGUCUGCCUCUCUUCCUUGAUCUCAUCCUAUCCUCACCCAUAAUUUCGUUCAUUCUCCAUCGAAAAUUAGUAGAUCGCAUUUCUUUUCUUUCUGUAUUCUUUCAAUUAUCCUUUUUCCUCGUAUUUUUCCUCUUUCUUUUCGUUCUGCACUUUUUUAUUUUUAUUUCAUUUAUUCCUAAGCUUGUAUAAAAACGAUAGUUCUUUUUUUUUUUUUUUU